Molecule: messenger RNA, 6250 nt
Organism: Equus caballus (horse)
Lineage: Eukaryota; Metazoa; Chordata; Mammalia; Perissodactyla; Equidae
Source: RefSeq, a predicted model, not a curated record
AGUAAAAGAAGACCACUAUCAACAACCCCCCCCCCAACACACACACAUAUUGUAUAAUGCCAAGAUCUGAGCUGUCCAGUAUAGGCAAUCUCAUACAGUCAGGAAGCAGAUUGGUGGUUGCCAGGAGUAGUGGGGAGGCAAGAAGGGGAAGUGCCUAUUGAGUAUGAGUUACUUACCCGAGUGGUGAAAAAUGUUCUGGAAUUAGAUAGUGGUGAUGGCUGCACAACUUUCUGAAAAUACAAAAAACUAAAGAAGUGCAUACAUGGAAAGGGUAAAUUUUAUAGUAUAUAAAAUUAUGUCUCAGUAAAAUUAGUACCAUCAAAGGAUAAUAAUAUUCCCAAAUGCGUUGGUGAAGGAGAAUGCUUCACAAAUAGAGUAAACAAAAUGAAAAAUAGAAAGGAGAUGAAAAUUACUAAGAAGGGGAUCAUUUUGUAUUUUAUUGAAUUUCUCCUUUGAGGCAGAGGGUUCAGAUUCAGUGUAAAUGUGAAGCUCAACACAAAAGUAAUUUGCAGCUUUCUUCCUGUCAGAUCAACAUGUUGACAAUAGUGAAGAAAUAAGACUCAGUUUUUGCUAAAGUUCUUGCUGUACUCGCAGGGGAAAAUACAGAACAAGGAAUAUAAUUAAUCCCAUGUUAGCAUAUACUGAAGCCUGAGGGUGAAAGCGUCAGAGAUUUAAGUACCACAUGCUAUCUGGUAAAAUAAAAUACUAUCUGCCUAUUUUUCAGCCACCUGUAGCAAAUGCAGAAAGACCUACUCAUCUCAGGUAGGUUCCUGAGUCUCCAAAUUUAAGGAACAUAGGGGAAAUUUUUGACAUUUUUGAAAAAGAAAUUUAUAAAUGAUUGAUUUUUACAGCUGCUGACACAGUUUAAUAAAGUCAGCAAUCUAUCAUCAAAAAAUUAUAUUUUUUCUCAGAACAGAACUGACUGAAAUUAUUAGUAUUCACAAAAUAGUAUUUUAAUGAUUUUAUUUUAAUCCAGGGUCACAGGAGAACUGUUUAUCACUGGGGAAGUAUGUACAUGAAUUUAAGUUUUUUUAUUUCAGAAAUAAUUUAGAUAGCACCUUACAAAUAGCAACAUGCAUAUUCACCUCCAUGUGAACCACAUGCUAUAUUUACUUAACUCCAAGAAAAAGUAAAUUCUCAUAUAUCAACAAAUGCAUAUAUGCUUUCAAACACGUGACACACACAUAAAUAUACAGAUACACAAGUAAGAGAAGCCUUUAUAUCUCAGAAAGAUGUAUUGUCCAUCAUUCUAUUUACAUUUUUUAAAUUUAAAACUCCAUUUAAAAACCAAAAAGAUGCAAAUGUAUGUGUUGUAUUCUAUUGUUUUCACUUCUUUUUAGCACUUUUCUUUGGUCAAGAGAGUCAUCUUUGGCACCAGACAACUCCCACAAAUAGGGCAUGAGUAUUGUGACAGAGCAAUAAGAAUUUCUAGAGGAAAGGUUUAAUGGUUAUUUCAUGUCUCACCAAAAACUAAACAUAAUUUAGACCAGGAACAGUAACAUAAUCAUUUUCAUUAUUAUUCGUUAAUGAUACUCACUGUUUCUAGAAUUAACAUCAAGUCUUUUAAGCCAACCAUAUUGAGGAACGUAACAAUGGUAAUCAUUUUUUGUGUCCAUGUGACUAUUUUCAGGCUUAGAAAAUGCUUAGUCAUACAUCUUACAGGCUGGUCCCACUAACAUCGUCUCUUCCACAUUAUUUUGAGUGUAGAAUGAGAUAUUAAUUCAUCUAAAUCUACGCCAGAGAGAAGAAACUUAAAGUCUGGAGAAAUAGAACUUACAGAAAUUCACAUAUAUUAUGAAUGAUAUGUACACCAGAUAAAAAUUUUCCAAUAUCUAUCUCAAUUUAUUUUUUAUCAUUCUCAAAUACUUAGCAACCCUUCUUUAAUUGAUGAGUAAUUUAAUGGGAACAUGGCUGGAUAAUUUUCUGAGCAUUAAAAAACAAUUACAGAAAGAAAUUGUGUUCUCCUGUUCAAAUAUUUGUGGACUUCUGGAAAAGUUAAAAUGUAUCUAUCAUUUUUUUUAUUAUUUCCUCAUAAAUUUAGGUAAGAACAAAGAGGAAUGAUUGGAGAAAAUUGCUCCUCCUUGAAUGGAUUCAUUUUCUUGGGAAUGUCCAAUAACCCUGGGAUGAAAGUGAUCCUGUUUACCAUGUUUAUAGUUGUUUAUCUCAUUAAUUUUGGGGGAAAUCUUGGAAUGAUUGCUUUAAUUAGAAUGGAUUCCCAACUGCACACACCGAUGUACUUUUUCCUCAGCCACCUCUCUUUCUGUGGCCUUUGUUAUUCCACAGCAAUUGGUCCCAAGAUGCUGGUGGAUGUAUUUGCCAAGAACAAAUCAAUCCCCUUCUAUGGCUGUACUCUGCAAUUCUUCAUCUUCUGUACCUUUGCAGAUUCUGAGUGUCUAUUGUUGGCUGUGAUGGCCUUUGAUCAGUACAAGGCCAUUAGAAACCCAUUGCUCUAUGUAGCCAAUAUGUCCAAUCGAGUGUGCUCCCUGCUCCUGGCUGGGGUUUAUCUGGUGGGAAUGGCAGAUGCUUUGAUGCACACCUCAUUAACAUUCCACUUAUGCUUCUGUGGGUCAAAUGAGAUUAAUCAUUUCUUCUGUGAUUUACGACCACUUUUCCUCCUUUCCUGCUCUGAUACACAAGUCAAUGUGUUGGUAUUAUUCACCAUUUUUGGCUUCGUUGAACUGAGCAACAUUUCAGGAGUUCUUGUCUCUUACUGUUAUAUUAUCCUAUCAGUCUUGAAGAUCCACUCUGCUGAGGGGAGGUUCAAAGCUUUCUCCACCUGCGCCUCUCACUUAACAGUUGUGGCAAUUUUCCAGGGAACUAUUCUCUUCACGUAUUUCAGGCCGAGUUCUUUAUAUUCCUUAGAUCAAGACAAAAUGACCUCAUUGUUUUACACACUUGUGAUUCCCAUGUUAAACCCUCUGAUUUAUAGCCUGCAGAAAAAGGAUGUGAAAGAGGCCCUAGAAAAAUUGAGAAGUAAAAGAUGGUUUUAAAUACUUGUGUGUACACAUACACACUCACACAUUUAAUGAUUGUUAUUUUCAUAAAAUUAUAUAAUAUGAUACAAGAGAAACAUAAUUUUCUCACAUAUUUAAAUAAAUGAGUAUCUGUAAUAAAGCUCGACCACAAGAAAAUGUUGCAGUUCCCCAAAUCUGUCAAGAUUUACCAUGGUCUUGAAUUUAGUUGUGAUCCAUCUUUUUGUAGAAAAUGUUCCCAAACCUUCUAAUUUUGCCACUUUUUUUAAUCAUACUUUCACUCAAGCAUCAUUUCAAGUACUAAGAUUUAUUGUGUUCACUAUGUGCUCUUUGUGCAUUUAGAUGCUCUGCAUUUCAGGAUGAAUCCAGAAGUUUCUAUACUAAUAAACUCUAUAAUGAAGAAAAAUAAAUAGACGUUACUUAACUAAACACUCAAAUAAUUCCUAAUAAGGCUCAAAACUUUCAUAAAGUUAAAAAUUGGAGGUUAACAAUCUAGAAAAAAUGUGAAAAUCUAGUCGGUAGAAGAAAAGCUUCCCUGGAUGGAAAUGAAUAUCUGAAUAGUCUUAGAUCUAAAAAGAAAUGCGAUUUGGGGAGCAGAAAGGAUUCUAGAAAGAGAGCCUGACAGGUACAGAAGUCUUCCCGUGGCCGAUUUUAUAACGUUUUAGCAUUAAAGAAUCCCAAGGAUAGGUUAUAAAGAGCAAUGUAAAGUGCCUUGAUAAAUUACAUCAUUGCGCUGUAAUUAUUUACUAUCAACUCCUCUAUCACUUCUUGCAGGAAGCUUCUCUUCAAUUCCUCCCCUUUCUCAGCUUUGGUUAAAUGUCCCUUUUUAUAGUUCACAGACAGCUGUCUCCUUUAAGCAUUGUUUUAAUACCACCCUGUUCAUUCAAUCACCGUCUCUAAUAUGCAAUUUUGAGCCAUUUUUGCUCAAGGACUGAGAAUUCCAUCCCUGUUAUCCAAAGUACCUGCAUAGUGUUUGGGACAGCAAAAGGCAAAACAAACAAAUAAAAACAAUAAAAUAAAAUUGUAGAUAACAUGUUUGACUGCCUAUUAGAUGUCAGUAACACAAAAUUAACUGAAGUUAUGGUAUGUGGCUUGUAUAUAUACAUUUUAUAACUUUUAUGAAAGUACGUAUAGUGGAUGUGGAUACUAAAGUAAUGGAUCUGUAAAGACAUACAUGCCGAUUACACUUAAAGUAAAGAGGAUUUGCCUAUGUAUGUUCUUAAUAUUUGUCUGUUUCAUCUGUCUCUGCUAUUGCUUCUGACAGUUAAAGCACUGAAUCAGCUUGUUGAGACAACAUGGUUAUGGCUAUAGAAUUGAAGGACCUUGAAAGACUCAAGGUUACUCUUUAUUAUCCAUUAGAAUGAUAGAAGUUAAAGGCCAUUGAAUGUCUUAGAUUUUCUAGUUGCCAUUGUAAAAUGCCUUUGUGGGAAAUCAUUUCAAAAUGGAAGUAAAACCCAAGAAGACUCUCUGAUUUUCCAAAGAGCAUUUGUGGGACAGUGUGACCUAUCACAUUAUCAUGACAGAAAAAAAAAUAUUAUGGAGACUAUUUCUCUUCUUUUUGACAAAAGGCUUUAAGGGUUUUCAACUGAACUAUAUUUCCUCAGUUAACAAAUGCUCUUCUGGAAUUGUUACUUAUGAGUAGCAGCAUGGUAGAAAACACUGUUUGAAAUGUAUUGUCUAAGAAAAAUGGGAUGUCAGUGGAUCGCUGCUAAUUUAGAUGAAGUAAAUAUUUCACCUUUUUAACUUAUCUCCCUCCAUUAUGAAAAGUAUAUAUUUUAGAAUCAAAAGACUGAUUAUCAAUAUAUUGACAGUUUUAUCAGGAUGAAAGGGUUUGAACUAAAGAGAUGAGAAUGUUAAGCCCUGUAAAUGAAAUUCCAAACUUAGAAUUGAUUGAUUGAAUUAAUUGUGUGCUUCCUCACCCUGAAUAUAUUAGGCUUAAUAACACAUUACAAGGAAUAUAUUUUUAGGAGAUUCAUGACUGAAACAGAACUUUGGGGAGAUGUCGUCUAAGGACUCUUUUAUCUCCAUAUUCUACAUAAAUAGGGGACACCACAUCAAAAUACUAUGAUGUUUUAUAGCCUCUCUACUUCCAUUCUAUCAUUCCCUUCCCUUCUUCGGUUCUCUACAUGACAUCAUUCUCACACAUCCCCAGUGACUGAUGGACAAUAUAAUUGUCCAAAUAAAGUAUUUUUGGGGUUAAGGAAAGGUCUUUAAUGAUAGUGACAUAGGAAGCUCCUGAACUCCCCUUUUCCCAUGGACACGCCAAGUGAACAGCUACACAUGCCACAAUUCCCUCUGAAGGAAAUCAAAAAAACAGCUGAGUGACUCUUACACAUCAGAAGAAUGAAAACAUAUCCACAAUGAAAUGGCUAGGAAAAGCUGAGACAGACUUUUGUAAUAAAUCCUACCCCCAGCAAAGGGACAUACAAUUGGGAGGAAACCUCUAGCUCUCAGCUUCUCCCUGACAAGUGAACGAUUUGGACUCCACAACUAGAAGCCCAACUUUUAAGACUCUCAGCAGAGGGAUAGGCCUCCAAAUCUUCUAUCCUUGAAAGCCAAUGGGACUUGUUUAAACAAGACCCAUGAGAGUGUAGCAAAUAAAGAAGUAGUUAUUAAGAGAAGCCAGCACUAGCUGCAGCUAUCACACCAGGGCUCAGAACUGAGAGAGCAGGCAGAAAAUCUCUCAGUCUUUCCCUGAAUGGAAUCUAUACGCAAACAUUAAAAGCUACUGCCUCAGGGACAGGCUGCUAAUUUAGCAAGCAUUGUGUGGCUGACUGAGAUCCUCCCUGGAGAUCAGAAAAGCCUGUGGGCACCCCCCUCCACUCUCUCCCUCUUGUUCACCUCAAGUCAGAAGUAUAUCCCUGGAAGGAUCUUGCAUAGACAUCUGCACCCCAGCUUUUGUGAUUGCUAUCUGAGGAACAUAUCCCCAGAUAUCCUGGCUCUGAUAACCAACAGGACUUCCAUUCGGGAAUACCACUGAAGUUUAAAAUCAUGCCAAGCACACAAUGGUAUGAAACUAGACAACACACAGAAGUAGAAAACUGGAAAAUUCACAAAUAGAUAAAGAAUAAUCAACAUGCUCUUGAACAACCAAUGGGUCAAACUAAAAAUCAAUAGAGAAUUCAAAAAAAUAUCUUGAGAUAAAUAAAAAUACAAAUAUAACAUGCCUAAAGUUAAGGGAUGUGGCAAAAGCAGCUCUAAGAUGAAACUUUAUAGUUAGAAAUGCUUACAUUAAGGAAAAAAAGGUCUCAAAUAAACACCCUAGCUUUAUACCUCAA